AUGUAUCGUGUUAUCUGUUCUAAGUGGUUUGUCUCCGGCGUGUCCUUGACUGUGGGAGCAGCCAUUGGUGCGUCUCUGAAGGUAGAUUCGACCGAUAGAACCACAAGUCUGAGCCAUGGAUUACUCAAUCGAGUACCCGUUAUUCCUAUUCCAAGUGUGGACGCAGCAACCGACCUUACCACGUACCAAGGAGGGGGUCAAAUGGUAGGUUCCCGAUCAACAGCUGCAAUGAAGUACGGCUUCCCAUCUCUCACCAAUAUCAAGACGAGGGAGUCCUACGUGACUUCUUAUGAUCCCAGAAACAGGACUGCUGCAUGGGUUAUAGAGCAACUCAGUCCUGAUGGCUUGAAUGGACCUUCAGACAGGACAUUUUGCGACUUUAAAGAGGAUGAUACGGUGCACGUAUACCACAGGGCUACCAAUGCAGACUACAGAGGCAGUGGAUUUGACAGGGGGCAUUUGGCAGCAGCUGCCAAUCAUAAAUGGAAUCAAAAGGCAAUGGAUGACACGUUCUACCUCAGUAAUGUCUCACCACAGGUAAGUCAUGUAUUGUGGGGAAACAUGGCAUAUUUGUCAAUGUGAAGAUGAAUAAGUGUGUUACACAGUGUGCGAGUGGUUAAGGUGGCAAUAUAAGUGUGCCCUUGCAGUUUAAAACCCUAAAAAAAAUAAUGAUGAGUCAAAAAGGCUUCUGAAUCCCAUGUAGCUACACUUCCAGAGCAAAGAGCAGGAAUCAAUGAAUGGCUGUUCAAGAUAAUCAAGUUUCUUUCAUUUACCUCGUCUUCCCCUAGAACCCAAACUUAAAUCAAAAUGCAUGGAACAACUUGGAGAAGUACUGCCGUUCACUUACCAAGCACUACAUGAAUGUGUUUGUGUGCACUGGACCACUUUACCUGCCCAGGUGAGUGUUAUCUGAAACAGAGAUUUCCAUAAGAAACAUAAUGGUAUUUUUCAGUGUUGCCAUCUUAAACGCCAUUCACACAGUGAUCUGCUUUAGCAAACAGGCAUUAUGCAAGCAUCAGGAUCUGUGUGAAUGGGGUCCAUGGUGAGAAUGAUACAGAAGUUGUAACUGUUCCUUCUCUCUGCCUAUAGACUGGAACCAGAUGGGAAAAUGUAUGUGAAGUACCAGGUGAUGGGGAGGAACAAUGUGGCGGUCCCCACCCAUUUCUUCAAAGUGGUGAUCCUGGAGAAGCAGAGGGGAGAGGUGGAGCUGCGCUCGUAUGUGAUGCCCAACACACCUGUGGAUAACAAGAUUCCUCUGGAGCGCUUUCUUGUGCCCAUUGAGAGCAUCGAGAGAGCCUCAGGACUGCUCUUUGUACCCAACAUUAUGAAGAGGACAAACAGCUUGCUGGCUAUUACUGCUGGAGGCAAAUGA
This is a messenger RNA of Coregonus sp. 'balchen', 1372 nucleotides long. Lineage: Eukaryota; Metazoa; Chordata; Actinopteri; Salmoniformes; Salmonidae. The record is from the annotation of a GenBank genome assembly.